GGAAGGACUCCCCCUCCCCCUCCCCGGGGCCAGGCUGCGGUUCAGCACCGGGGCUGCGGCGGGGAAGCAGGCGUGGGCCGGCCGCGCUCGGCCUGGAGCGCCAGGUUAGGAGUCAUGUCAGAAGAAACAGCAAGCGAAUCACAGUUUUCCUUGAAGACCGCAGCACUGAAGGUGUUUGAUCUUCCUCUGUCUUGGUACUAUUCUCUCUGCCAGAUCAAAUUUUCACCAGUGGCUAAAAAAUUAUUUGUGGUAACUGCAGUUAGUGCUGUAUCUGUAAUUUUUCUGGCUCAUCACUUUAAGAGAAGACGUGGAAAGAAAAAAGGAAAAAUAUUACCAUGGGAACCAGAACACCUCAUACUUGAAUACACUAAAAGAACAGCAUCAGACAAAGGUUCAAGUUGUUCCAGUAGCAGACAGAAUUUGACAUUAUCUUUAAGUUCUGCCAAAGACAAAGGAUCUCAGUCUUGUAACUAUGCCAAUGGAGGACUCUUCAGUAAAUACUCAGGUUCUGCACAGAGUUUAGCCUCUGUCCAGAGUGUCAAUUCUUGUCAUAGCUGUGCUUGUGGCAAUUCUAACUCCUGGGACAAAGCAGAUGAAGAUGAUAUUAAACUUGUUAAUAUCCCUGUGACCACUCCUGAGAACUUAUACUUGAUGGGUAUGGAAUUGUUUGAAGAGGCAUUACGUCGAUGGGAACAAGCUCUAACCUUUCGAAAUAGACAGGCUGAAGAUGAAGCCUAUAGUUCUAUUAAGUUGGGUGCAGGAGAUGCCAUUGCCGAAGAAAGUGUAGAUGAUAUUAUUAGUACAGAAUUUAUACAUAAACUUGAAGCUCUCCUUCAAAGAGCCUAUCGUCUCCAAGAGGAGUUUGAAGCUACCCUGGGGGCAUCUGAGCCUAAUUCCCUUGCUAAUGAUAUUGAUAAGGAUACAGAUAUCACCAUGAAGGGGAACAUGGAUGACUUUGGCCUGCGAGACACCUUGAGUGUUGCAUCAACAGAUUCUUUUGCUUCAGCAGCAGAGCUUGCAGAACACAAAGAAGUACGGCAUACCUACAGUCUGGAGUCCCUUUGCCACUGUCCUUUUUACGAGGAAGCCAUGCAUUUAGUUGAAGAAGGAAAAAUUUACUCAAGAGUGCUUAGAACUGAAAUGUUGGAGUGCCUAGGAGACAGUGAUUUUCUUGCCAAACUUCACUGUAUUCGACAGGCUUUUCAGGUAAUUCUUUCAGAAUCAGCCAACAGGAUCUUCCUUGCUGAAAGUGGGAGGAAAAUUUUAUCAGCGUUAAUUGUAAAAGCACGAAAGAAUCCAAAGAAGUUUGAAGAUGUUUUUGAUGAAAUGAUCUAUUUUUUAGAGCAGACUGAUCACUGGGAUAGUACUGAAAUGGAACUUGCUGCUAGAGGAGUGAAAAAUCUAAAUUUUUAUGAUGUUGUCCUGGAUUUUAUAUUAAUGGAUUCCUUUGAAGAUUUAGAAAACCCACCCACUUCCAUACAGAAUGUAGUAAACAAUCGCUGGCUAAACUCCUCCUUCAAAGAAACUGCCGUGGCUUCAAGUUGUUGGUCAGUAUUGAAACAGAAAAGGCAACAGAUGAAGAUCCCAGAUGGAUUUUUUGCCCAUUUUUAUGCCAUUUGUGAGCACAUCAGCCCAGUCCUAGCCUGGGGCUUUUUGGGUCCUAGAAAUUCUCUGUAUGAUUUGUGUUGCUUCUUUAAGAACCAAGUUCUUUUCUUUCUCAAAGACAUCUUUGAUUUUGAGAAGGUGCGCUAUUCCAGUAUAGAGACUUUGGCCGAAGACCUCAUGCAGUUACUCAUUCGCCGCACUGAGCUUUUAAUGGCCUAUCUUGGAGCCGAUGCCCUGAGGCAUACGAGUAGCUGUAUAAGUAGUCAUGGUCCUGUUAUGCCCAGCAGCCUUUUGGAAGCCAAAGUACAAUAAGGACCUUAAAAACCAGACAAUUUGUGUGUGCUAUGAAAUACCUUGAAAGGUAACUAUUGAUUUCGUACCAUGUAUUACACAGAACUGGUGGCUAUGGACUCAGGGAGGAAAAAAAAAGAGUCUAGUAAAGAAGGAGUGAUUGUACUGUACUUGCACAGCAGUUCUGUCCUUGGAUCCCUGUGUAGUGUGUCCAAAGCGUCUCUUUACAAUCCUUAGGUAAUAAUUAUUGUAAAAUGUUGUGUAUUUUACAGAACUACUGCGUGAAUUGAAACCAGUGCUUUGGAGUUAAUUGAUUUGUCAUUUUGAAGCUAUAUGAAAUGUCCAGUUUCAUGCUCACAAGCUUUGUUUUUAUGCUUUGCACCUCGAAGAUACAUACUUUAGCCAAGACUUUUAUGUCCCACAUAUGCAAGAAUAUAUUAUUCCUAGUGUCAACAAACUUUGCCUGAAAAUGUGUUUUUAAUUGUAACGUUAUUCACUGUUUAAUCAGGUUUAGGCAGUAGUGGUGUUUAAUAUGUACUGCUUACAUUAUUGCUUGUGCAUUUGCUUAAGUAUUUGAAUCAAAGAAAUUGUAGUGGCCUAGUAUCAUUAUAAGACAUUUAAAUGAAUUGCCACCGAGAAGAUGAAAAGUUAUAAGUUUAUAUUAGAUUUAUUACAGUUUCCAAAAUAUAUUACUGUUGGUCCUGUGUGUUACAAUAGAUAAAAUGAAGAAAUUUCUGUUAUCUUGGUAUAGGUUAGAGCAUUUUCCUUGAAUAAAUAUUGAUGGAAAAUAUAACAUUUAUUAACUAUGAUAGGAGAUUAAAAUUUUUCCCGUGUAUUUUGACACUGUCUCCCCAAAUCUGAAGGUACUAAUGUUGAUAUAGUACAAUAAUUUCUUUCUUCUCCUUCUACACAACUGGCUUUUAGUUAUUUCUGCAGAGGAACUUAACACACUGAGAAUUUGUCAUACCCAUAUUUUUAAAAUAUUCAUACUUUGACUCGUAGAGUAAGUUUUAAAGAAGGGUUUUUUUCCCCCUGAAUAUAGAGUAAAAUAUUUUUAAUGGUAUGGAGUAUAUUUCCUGUCCUUUAUGGUGGAUAUAUGAACAAAUGGGUUGUUCAUAUGAGUAAGAUUUUUCAGAGUAUAUUAGAUACUUCGAGAGUUGUAUUAAUUUUGUGUCUAAAUCGUAUACCACUUAUUUAGAGUGGCUGACUCAGUAUAUCAAUGGAUUGGAUUUGUUGAUUUUGCUCCUAAAGUGAGCUUUAUCAUUUUAGGAGUGUUACCCAGAAGGAUAUAAGAUAUAUUUUUUGAAAAAUGCAUUUUUAGAUUAAAGUGCCUAAUUUCUGGUUAAUGAAUGGAAAAUGAAAAGUGAAGAAAGAGGCAUAAUCUUUUAAGGUUUUAAGUUUGUGUGUGUGCCACAUUUAUGUAAUAUUAGUUACAAAAUGGGAGAUUCAGAAUCUUUAUGUUUGCAUGUGCUGUGUUCCAUAAUGUGUAGGUUAUAGCAUUAAACAAUAUGAAAUAUUACUCUAAUAUUUUUCGAGUAUGUAGCUCCUUGACUUUUUUUACAUAUAUUCUUAAUUUACAUUUGGCUGUUCAUAAUUCUUAGUAAUGGCAGAAGAGUAUUUUUAAAAGUAUCAAAACUUAAAAUUCCAUUAUGUAAUAUUUUUGUUUUUAAUUUAUAUGCUGUAUUUUAGCUUCUUGUUGAGAUACCAUUGGCCUUGAAUGAUUCACACACAUGCACACAUGUGUGCACACACCCAAUCCCAUUACUGUGUAAGCAAGGCAGUUAUUGCUUAUGUUAAUUUUCUUGUUGAGGGGGGCUAAAUGUUUUAAGCUGCGGUUUUAUAAACAAAGCUAUAAGUAAACUUAAAUCCCUUUUUUAUUUGAGGAAGCUAUUGUUUGAAAUGUAUUUUGAGGAAUUGCACUAUUUAAUAAUGCUGCUACUGCCUGAAAUAACCCCAGGGAAUUUAUUUGAUCACUUAAGAUGAAUGGCUUUCCAGAAGGUUUUUUUAUAAUUUUUUUCUUCUUUUUCACACUUCACCUUAAUAAAAGAGAAAUUUCCCUUAUUUAAAAGGUUGGUUUGUCAGUGCCUGAGUUUGAUUAGUUUCUGAUCAGUUCAGAAGCUACUACCUUAGUAAGACGCUUUCUUUGUGGCUUUGGACGAAAGAGGUAAGAAUGACUAAAUAGGAGUUCCCGUUGUGGCUCAGUGGUUAACGAAUCUGACUAGGAACCAUGAGGUUGCGGGUUCGGUCCCUG
Molecule: messenger RNA, 4147 nt
Organism: Phacochoerus africanus (Common warthog)
Lineage: Eukaryota; Metazoa; Chordata; Mammalia; Artiodactyla; Suidae
Gene: MIGA1
Product: mitoguardin 1
Exons: 16
Coding region: 115-1917 (600 amino acids)
Biological process (GO): mitochondrial fusion
Source: RefSeq, a predicted model, not a curated record